Molecule: messenger RNA, 2018 nt
Organism: Gastrolobium bilobum
Lineage: Eukaryota; Viridiplantae; Streptophyta; Magnoliopsida; Fabales; Fabaceae
Exons: 11
Coding region: 668-1252 (194 amino acids)
Source: RefSeq, a predicted model, not a curated record
UCUCCUCUUAUAUGUGUUCCAUAAUUUCUUUCUUUUCUUCUUUUUCUCUUGAGGCCGUGAACUUGCAAAGAAGAAAGACAAGCUUGGAGAUUUUAUUUUAAACACUUUAGGGGUUGGGUUUCUUCAUGAGAUUUCAAGAAUGAAGUCUUGUGAAUAAGCCUUAGGUCUUAGUUCCUUAAGAGGAGUUUUAUAUUGAGAGAUAUCUACCUUUAUGUGUGAGACUUCAUGGCUGUCUAAGAAGCUUUCAGGGAUGGUUUUGAGGUUUACAUGUUGGAGAAUACUUUCUAGCUUCUAAAGAACCUAAGUAAGGAAAAUCUCUCUGCACCUUCAAGUGAUCUUCUGGAAAAAUUUCGGAAUUGAAAAUCCACCACCUAUACUAUAUACCAUUUCAGUUUGCCAUGCCUAUUGUGGUUGAGGUGCAUGAGGGAUACAUGUAUACCAGAGGAGAAGAUGCUCAAAGAUUCAAGGAGACUCUAUGCACCCGGUCACCUUUACCACAUUGUUGAGAGAGAGCCUUUUAGGUUUCCCCAGUUGUGAGGACACUCAAUGCACCGGGUUCGACUUCUUGGAAUAAAGGUGUCGAGUUCGCUAAGAUUUUGGAUGAUUCUGGAAACGUCAUCAUUUUGGGGAACGUCGUCUUGCUCCGGCCAGAGCAGUACUGGAAUUCAUGGAUCUUCCAUUAUCAUCAUCAACAUCCAUAAGGGUUUCCUUGGGGAAAAUAGAGUACCAAAUUAGUGACAAGGGAAACUUUUCCUUCCUCCGUGAUGAUUUGAUUUUUAAAAUUCAGGAUAUUGAGGGGAAUGAAAUAUCACGUGCAGGUGUUCAUAUCAGGUUGAUAUUAGAGAAAGGAGUUUGGGACUUGCAUUUGGAGUUAAGAUUCAUCCUUAAUGAUGAAGAGCGUGACAACAUUCGUAUAAUGAUAGAUAUUGAUGAGGAUAUUUGGUGGAAGGCCAAUGUUAUAGAGACAAGGGAAGAACCAUUAUUAGUCUUAGUGAUUUAUAGAAUUUUUAAGGAUGAAGCCAAUGAAGAAAAAGGAGAGCGAGCCAGAAUGAUUUGCUCUAACAUCCAAUCUCAAAGACACAAACAAUGUCCAAUUAGUGUCUACAAACUGGCUUUCGAGAACCAAGAUAUCAAUGUCCGAGAAAUAAAGCCCAAGAACAGGAGAAUCAUGGUAAUCCAAGCGCUCUUUUUUCUUCUUUUUUUUUCCAUUUCUCCCACUAGUAGUUUCAUUAAGCCAAAGAGAUAUCUCUGAAUUUAAUGCUGAGAUUUGAAAAAAAAAUUAUAUUUUUUCAAUUUUUCCUAAGCUACCGACAAAGUUAGUUACGUGAAGAAUCAUUUAUUCAACCUGCUCAAUGAAUCCUUUUGACAAUGAAGCUGUCGUUGCAGAGGUAAUCAUACCGUUAAUUCUUUUUCUGAUAUUGGAGAGCUUAUUUGUCUUAAUGGCUUAUAGUUCUAUAUUUUUCUUUUUUAUUUUGUUAUUUUCUAAAGUUUUGUAAUUAUUCCUUUAUUUUGGGGGAAAUUUUAAAUACAAAGUUGGUUUCAGACUAGGUUCCAAGACUUACUGUGAGACCUUGAAUGUAAGGAAGGUGAGACUUCUUGCAUGCCUGCCUUGAGGUUCUAGGCAUAGUUGGUACUUAUGCUAUCUUCAAGCAUUAAAAUGGUCAACAUGAGAUUCUUCUGUUAUACUUCCUGUGUCUAACGUUGUUGCUUAAGUGUGUGGUAGGAAUUUCACCAAAGAUGGCAUUGAUGAUCGAUUGAAAGUGUGGGAUGAGAAAUACCAACCUUGGGUGCAUGUCCCUGCAUUUGCUCCAUGUUAUUCUCCUCAAGCUGAAGUAAAUUCACUUGCGUGUAUGACUGUAUACUCAACAUUUUCAGUUUCAUAUAUAGAAUUUUCAGUUAGGCUUAAUAUGUAAGAUUACUCAGGUUUAAACAUUUGUAAUAUUACUGAUACUUUAAUUACAAUGUUAAAUUUGCAAAGCACAUUUACAUUGCUUUAUCAUGUAUUUGGAUCAAUUAAU